Messenger RNA from Anisakis simplex (herring worm), 1002 nucleotides. The record is from the annotation of a GenBank genome assembly. NCBI's taxonomy places the organism in Eukaryota, Metazoa, Nematoda, Chromadorea, Rhabditida, Anisakidae.
AUGCAGUCAACUUCCUCAUCACAUUCCACAAUGCCCACUGCACAUAUCUCCUUCCUAGACACUGACUCCAAAUCGAUCCUUAAUGCGAUCAAUCUACGUCUCAACGAUAUCGACCUCAAACUGUCAUUUGUUCUCGAACUUCUUGCGAAUCGAUUACCUCACAACACACCGACAACCACCACAAUCCCUCCCACUAAUCUCACAACUCCAACCAAUACGACUUCUUCAUUUCCGAUAUCCCUGAACAGCACCACCACCCAAAUGUUACCCGUUAUUACAUCACAAACAAUCGACUGUUCCGAUUACUCAUCACUGCUACCACAAUCACUUCCUUCUGCCAACCAACACCAAACCCCACCCACCUCGAUGCCCUCGGGCAUUUCGGAGAAAAUUGAUGAGAUUAAAGCUGAAACGUCGUCGUCGAGAAGUGACAAUAUAAAAGAUGAAAGCGAUGGCGAAGAGGAAGAAAUUGAUGAUUUUGAAGAUGAUCUCGGAGAGGAGGAAUCGCAGGAAAGGGAAGCUAAAAUACUGCAUGCUCAGGGAAGUUUUCCAGAGGGUGCCGUCAGGAGGGCGGCCGAAAAGGCUGCACGAAGUUUUCAAAGUACACAACCGAAGGUAUUUGCAUGGCAAAUAUUACGCGAGUCAGUAACAGACGAUGAACUCAGGAAUGUUCAGAUAUCGCUGAGAACAUUUCACGGCGAAACUGCAUCUCAUUUACUCUCAAGACAGUUACCGAAAAUUCGAUUGGUGGUUGAAGCAACAAUGUCAUACUUUAAAUGGGACCAUUUGAACGACGAAAAUCAACUGACGAAGGCAAAACUUCUUUUGAGUCAUCUCAAAAAUAAUGCGAAAGUGAGAAAUUGGACUCUACGAGAAGGACGACCAAACAGAACAACGAAUAAUAUGGAAAUGGUAUGGAAACGAUACGCAGCAUUAUUAGGACCAGGCGGGCUAGCAGCUGUUGGUUUGCUACCAAAUCAAGUGAAUCAACUCAAUAGAUAA